Molecule: messenger RNA, 297 nt
Organism: Pipistrellus nathusii (Nathusius's pipistrelle)
Lineage: Eukaryota; Metazoa; Chordata; Mammalia; Chiroptera; Vespertilionidae
Source: the annotation of a GenBank genome assembly
AUGCUCGUGCCGGGGGCCCUCCUGAGCGCCGUCCUCCUGCUGGCCAGCUCCGCGCCGGCCGCCCUGGCCGUGGACUUCCGCCUUCCCACCGGCGACCGGGCCAGCCUCCCGAAGACCGAGGUCAUUUGCAACAACAAUAUCCACCAGUGCUGGUUUGUCUCCUUCACCAAGCCCAGCGAGCCCGUCUGUGGCAGUGACCACUUCACCUACAACGGGGAAUGCCACCUCUGCUUCGCCGUCCUAUAUAAAAAGCUUAACAUAACUAAACUGCAUGAUGGACCAUGCGAAAACCCCUGA